Humulus lupulus (European hop) is the source of this 2096-nucleotide messenger RNA. RefSeq names its product E3 ubiquitin-protein ligase ATL42-like. The coding region runs from base 309 to 1676 and encodes 455 amino acids. The transcript has a single exon. The record is from RefSeq and is a predicted model, not a curated record. NCBI's taxonomy places the organism in Eukaryota, Viridiplantae, Streptophyta, Magnoliopsida, Rosales, Cannabaceae.
AUGUAGAAUUAUUGCCCAAGUAAUGCCUACAAAAAGCCAAAGUUCCUCCCCACCUUGUCAUCACUAUUUAGUUUAAAAAUGAUUUAAAACCCAAUUACGAUAACCAAGACAGCCUUAAAAUAAUAAAAUAAAACCCCCCCAAAAAAAACUGACACAAACCAGAUGGAUACCCUUUUAUUCAGAGACAUUAAAAAAUACCAAAGCACAAGAAACAAGUCCCUUAAAACUACUCCCUUGGGAAAUGUAAGAAACAGGAGUUAUUAUCUGUUCUGUUCAACUCCUUUUGUCCAUACAGAUGUUUGCCAAAGAUGAUGAGAGUUAGAGGUCUUGUAAAGUUCCAAACUUUCAAUCUCAUUAUUCCCAUGAAUCCGACUAGUAUAAUCAUCAUUUUGCAACUCAUUUUCUUCAACUUUGAUCAUGUCAAAGCACAAACAGUAGGGCCUGAUUUCGCUGGCCCAGAUAAUACAGAUUUCCAACCAAGUCUAGCUGUUGUCAUAGGUAUUCUUAGUGUCAUGUUUGUGCUAACAUUUUUCCUUCUUGCAUAUGCAAAAUUCUGCCAUAGAAGAGAAUCUGCUGUUCUUCUGAAUCGGAACCAGAACCAGAACCAAAUCGGCACAAGCAAUAGGUUUUCUGGGAUCGACAAGACUGUGGUUGAGUCACUUCCUUUCUUCAGAUUCUCCUCUCUAAAGGGUUCAAAAGAAGGCCUUGAAUGCUCGGUUUGUCUUUCCAAGUUCGAAGAUAUCGAAGUUCUGAGGCUUUUGCCCAAGUGUAAACAUGCUUUUCAUAUUAGUUGUAUUGAUUAUUGGCUCGAGAAGCAUUCAAGUUGCCCUCUUUGCAGGCAAAAAGUUAGCUCUGAGGAUCUAGAACUGAUCACCUAUUCUUCUAGUAUGAGAUUCUUGUGGAACAAUUAUGGUAAUAACAGUACUAACCAAUCAGAGCUCGGAGAAGACUCAAACAUGGAGCUCUUUGUUCAGAGAGAAGAAAGCCGAAGAGGGUCUUCAAGGUUCAGCAUUGGAAGCAGCUUUAGGAAGAUUGAAAAGGGUAUUGAUGAUGGUCAUGAUCACCAUGAUCAGCCUAAGGAAGAGCAAAUGUUGAUCCAAAGUCAUAAUCAGAAACAAGUGUUACACAAGCACAACCACAAGAUUGUCGUUUCGGAUUUCGUGUUCAAAAACAGAUGGAGCAAUGUCAGCUCCUCUGACCUUAUAUUCCUCAACUCUGAGAUGCUAAACGACAUGUCAAGCACGAGGUUCGUCUCUCCCAACGACUCAAACCGAGACCUGUCGCUUACCAUAAAAACAGAGGAAAACGACGAGAUUACGAAGAUUAAGGAGGAGAUGGGAAUGAAAAGGUCGUUUGAGAACAAAGUUGGAACAACAAUCAACAACAAUAAUAUUACUUCUUCAAAGUUAGAUAACAAUAUUAGCUCGAGUUCUGUGAUGAGUUGUGGGGAACAAAGAUCAGUUUCGGAAAUCACUGCUCAUUCCAGAUAUGGAGUUUUGGGUUCCAACAGUAGACUAAGAAGAGAGUCUUCUUUGACUACUGAAAACAAUGUGAAAGAGGAAAGAAUCAGAAGGGCUUGGUUGAACAUUGCCAAAAAGACAGUCCGGUGGUUUGCAAACAGAGAAGAGAGGUCACAGGAGUCACAAAACCAAAACCUACAUCGCUCAAAUGUAUAGAAAUUAAAUAAAAAAAACCCUUAUUUCAUCUUAAGUUUUUUUUUUUUUUUUGAAGAUACGUUCGUGGAAUCAAAUUCUUAUCGUAGAGUUUUAGUCCUUUAUUUAGGGUUUUUUUUAUUUUUAUUUUUAUUUUCCAGUUAUACAGAGUUGAAGAGAUACAGAUACAUAGCUUAUUUUAAUUUUUCAGUUAUCAGUUAUGAAUGUACAUGCUUUACUUUAUUUUUUAAACCUUUUUCUUUUUGGUGGACUGUUAAGAACAUUGGUUUAGUUAAAAGAUGAUUUGUAGAUUAAUUGAUAUGGGAAUAGUUUUUUUUAUUCAUGAAUGCCUUAAUUAUUGCAUUAUUGAGCUUGAGCCACCUAAGCCUAAGGUUACACCAUUCACGAAUGUUUUAAUAAUUUUCUGUGUCCAUUUAAAGCUAU